AUGACCCAAAACAGUGGACAGGAGCAGGCUAACAGACAGCUAAUUAGCACCACCAAGAAGCAGGAGGCUGGUGGUUACGGCAGUAAAUCAACCAGUAGUCCUCCCUGGAACUCUCUUGGUGCAAAGCCAAAGAAUAAAUCAUCGCUUCCCUUAGAUAUGGGAAGACGGUUAACAGGCAGAACCCAGCACCCGGAGGCUCGUGAUGAAACUGAGUGGCUUGCACUGCCAUCGCACAGGAGGGUCUCUUCAACCCCAAGGGUCCAGCAGUAUGCAGUGGAUGUGACUCUUGAUCCUGAUACAGCACAUCCCUGGCUCAUCCUGUCUGCUGAUGGGAAACAAGUACAUCAUGGUGAUGUGUGGAAGAAUCUCCCAGACAACCCAAAGAGAUUUUUAUCCCUCUCCCUGUUAGGAAAGCAGAGUUUGUCUUCAGGCAGAUUUUACUUUGAGGUUCAGGUUAAAGAGAAGACUGACUGGGUUUUAGGAGUGGCCAGAGAGUCGAUCAACAGGAAGGGAAAAAUCACACUGAGACCUGAGGAUGGUUUCUGGACUAUAUGGUUGAGAAAUGGAAAUGAGUAUGAAGCUAAUAAUUACCCUCCAGUCUAUCUCUCUCUAGAGUCUUGGCUUCAGAAGGUGGGGGUGUUUGUGGAUUAUGAGGAGGGUCUGGUCUCCUUUUAUGACGUAGAUGCUGCAGCUCUUAUCUACUCCUUUACUGGCUGCUCCUUCACUGAGAAACUCUACCCAUACUUCAGUCCCUGGAAUAAUCAUGGUGGUAUAAACUCUGCCCCUCUGAUCAUCUGUCCUGUCAAUCAAACUGUCUGAGUCAAUACCAGGAUGCUGAUUGAUUAGAG
Molecule: messenger RNA, 848 nt
Organism: Scomber japonicus (chub mackerel)
Lineage: Eukaryota; Metazoa; Chordata; Actinopteri; Scombriformes; Scombridae
Product: E3 ubiquitin-protein ligase TRIM21-like
Exons: 2
Coding region: 1-819 (272 amino acids)
Molecular function (GO): protein binding
Source: RefSeq, a predicted model, not a curated record